Messenger RNA from Sphaeroforma arctica JP610, 2579 nucleotides. RefSeq lists its product as hypothetical. Lineage: Eukaryota; Ichthyosporea; Ichthyophonida. The transcript is spliced from 2 exons. The coding region runs from base 37 to 2412 and encodes 791 amino acids. The record is from RefSeq and is a predicted model, not a curated record.
ACCUUUAAGUGAUUCUUACAGUAGAAGGUGUGCAUCAUGAAUCCGUUCCUAAAGACAGCAGCAGCUCUUGCAGCCACCGCCUUGGUUAGCGCCCAAAAUGAGAUGGCAUACUUUUCACAUAAGGGUAAAGCAUUCGAUGUUGACGGAUACGGAGCUGAAGGUUUCACAUACACGGGCUUCAAUAAGUUUGGGAAGGAUAAGUAUGGUCGUUCCUACACGGAGGAUGGAGCUGGCAACGCAGCUGCGGAGGGAACUGUAGUUGAUGCUGGCGGCCGAGUCAUUAAUAAUCACGGUGUUUCAUUUUCUGCCGGUACACCCGGUCCUGAACCUACGGAAUCUGGUGACUGGGAAAACUAUUGGCCAAGCUUCGGACACGGCAAACCACGCGUACACAAGAAGGAGGGUAUCGUUAGAGCCGGUAACGGCAAAAUCAUUGACAAGGCAUGGUACCACAUGUCGAAUCGUCCAGCACCCACAGUCACUGAGACUCAAACUCAGUUCGAGUUCACCGAAGUCUUCAUCACAAGCUCCGUACAGCCCACCGAUGAGUUCUGGUGCGACGGCGGAUGGAUUCAGAUCACUAAAGCGGGCGAUCUUAUGGACGAUGAUUGGGCUGUUGCCUUCAUCACUGGGUACUUGAACGUAAUUGCAGCGAAUGUGGACGAUGUAGACACAUAUGAUUGGUGUGUAAAUACACAAAACAUGAGCAACGCAGGCGCGUGUGCUCGACAAUAUGCUGCAUCUCACAGCGAGGCCGACCUCGAGGCUGCAUUUGCAUCUGCCAGUGAUGAUCACACUUCUCAAAUUGUUCUGCAUGUGUGCAAUCUACCAUGUCUCGAGGCUAUGUGUGCGGCUACACAGGACCAUAUCAAUGUGUUGCCAACGCUUCGUAUUGAAGAGGUCACCUUCACGAAGACUUCCAAUUCAGACCGGAAUAUUACAACACCAUGCCUGGAUGGAGAAGAUCCUCAGUACGCACCUGACAAUGGUGCCAACGGAAAGACAUUCGUUAUUUGUCCAACUGGGCAAGUUUGUGACAAUGAGAAUCCGGGUAGUCCCGACUGCGAAUGUGUGACCUGCUCAUCAAGUGCAGCCCUAAAUGAUUGUCUUGCACCUGCGUGUCCAUUAACUAAUGAUGGAAGCAUGUGGUAUGGUGAUCCUAUAUGUCCCCCUGUUUCAGGAGCUUCAUCCUGCAAAAAGGGAUACUACACAACCCCAGAUUUAAUUUGUUUGCAAUGCCCACAAAACGUAAAGUUAUGCAAUGUAGUGGAAUGCGUGAACGAAAACUCCACGCGAUGCGCUUACGGCGGUCAAUUGGAAGGUUACGGAAACACUGCAGUCCCUGGUGGAUCGGGCGAAGUAGUCUGCCUCAACCCCGCUGGCUGUGAAUUUUGUGUCGAUGGUCCCGAUGUAGUCUGCUCGAGGAUCACUGGACAGAUUCUAGCGUCUUCGCCAGUUGGAGGAGCCCAGCCUGUAGCAGGAAGUGUAGCAGGUAGUGUUUCGCCAGUUGGCGGAGCCCAGCCUGUAGCAGGAAGCCAAGUGCGUCUAACACAGAUAGCAGAUAUUGGUGGCGCAACCGGUCGCCGCCGUGCUGCUGGCGAUACUAUCGUAAUAAGUACCAAUGAUGAGGGUAUAUACGAUACCCCCGUCGCACCUGGAACGUGGGAGAUUUGCAUAGUGUCAUUACGAUUCAUGGGUUCAAAUGGUAUUAUAUUCGACAUCGCCCUGCCCAACGGAUGUGAAUCAAUCAUCGCAUUCCCUGCUACCACAGCCAUCCCAGCCACUAUUUUUGCCCUCCCGGAAGGUUCCGCAGUUGCCAUCGCCGAGUUGGCUGACGGCACAGCUGUUCAGGGAUUGACCGUCGAAUACACCCCAACUGGCGAAUUCAGUCUGUUUGCACAAACUGAAUCCACCGGCGAGGCAUUCUUUUUCGACCUAGAAGAUGGAGUAGAGUACACUUUCACUGCCCCUGCGACGUUCGCGGUAGGAAAUGUAACAUACACGCUGACUUCCGCAAGACUGCAGUUUGGCACAGUUGGAGAAACAGCACCUCCCAAGUUUAUCUAUGCACCUCCAGGAGAAGUAUUUGGUACGAUUACUCAAACUGGAUCUGGAGCUAAGUUGGCGGGUGUGGUAGUUACAAUUUCGGCCAAUGGAAAUGACUUCCAAGUAGUCACAGAUGCUGCGGGUAAGUACUCUUUCAUGAAUAUCAUGGAUCUACCAACAGAUGUGACAAUUGAGGCACCUGCCACAACUCGAAGCCAGAGCGGUGCUACUAUUAAUUUGCAGACUCAAGGUAGAGCCAAUCCAUACGUUAUCGAGCUGGAAAGUGCUCUAGAGAUUAACUUUAGCUACGGUAACUUUGCCAGUACUUCACCUUCACCUACACCUCAACCCAGUUUCGCCCCCUAGAGAGGUCUCAGUAGCAUUUCAAGUGAUGUCCCUCAGUAGUAGCUUGACUGCUAAUGGCAGACAGCUAGAUCUCGUCCGUACAAUAAAAUUCUGUCACAACGAGGUCGUACAUCGAAUAUAUUCAAUACUUCGGGAGAGUUUGAUAAAGUUAUAUAUUAAUAUAUUUA